AUGGCGACCUCCGUCACCGUACAGAUGAAUCUACAUCUGAACAUGAACUGGGACUCCAAUGAUAUCAUGGAAGCGUUCAAGAAAUUCAAGCAGAAAACUCAACUAGCUUUCAAAAGUUUCCUGAAAGGCACGUCUGAAGUUGAAAAGGUAAGCCUUUUAUGGACGGUCGAAAAAGGUCUAGACCUAUUCAAUAGCUGGGACAUGUCAGAAUCGGAUUGCAAUAACCCAGACACACUUUUAGAGAAAUUUGAAAGGCACCUAGAGCCCAGAUCGAACCAUAGAAUUCACAGAUACGAAUUCCAGGGCCUGAAACAAGACCCACAAGAAAGGAUUUACAAUUUCCUGUCCAGACUGAAGAACGUUGCCGAAAAAUGCAAAUUUAAAGAUAAGGACGAAAGAAUUGUUGACCAAUUAAUAUGGGGGUGUGCUCAUAAAGAAGUUCAGAAAUCUCUCAUAGGUAAGAACGCUCUCCAGUUGAUAGAAGCAGUAGACACUGCAAGAGCAUUCGAAGCCACUACCAAACAAAUGGCCUCACUUACCUUACAAACAAGCUCACUAGGCAGCAGUGUAGAUAUUGUAUCUAGGCACAGGACGAAACAUACCCGCAAACAAAGAACAUGCCAGUACUGUGGUACAGAGCAUGAGUUCGACAACCGGAAGAAAUGUCCUGCAUUCGGUACACACUGCAAAGCAUGUGGAAAACCUAACCACUGGGAAAAAAAUGUGUAG
Molecule: messenger RNA, 729 nt
Organism: Octopus sinensis (East Asian common octopus)
Lineage: Eukaryota; Metazoa; Mollusca; Cephalopoda; Octopoda; Octopodidae
Exons: 1
Coding region: 1-729 (242 amino acids)
Source: RefSeq, a predicted model, not a curated record